Molecule: messenger RNA, 1124 nt
Organism: Hibiscus syriacus
Lineage: Eukaryota; Viridiplantae; Streptophyta; Magnoliopsida; Malvales; Malvaceae
Exons: 3
Coding region: 231-602 (123 amino acids)
Source: RefSeq, a predicted model, not a curated record
UAUGGGAAAACAAACUAAAACCGAACCGAAAUCCCUGUUCUUAUUAUCUUCCUGUAAGUGCAGCAAAUUCCUGUUUAGAAAGGGAAAAAAAACAUGUUACAGUGAACAAGAAGAUUACGAGAGAAAGAAAAGAGGGAUAACAACUAAGCUGACCUUAUCACCUUAGCUAGGUCCACAGCUACUCUAAAUGCUAAGUAUAUUAUAUCAACGAUUACCCACUAGCAAAAACCAUGGUUGGGAUUUUCUCCAGAUUUUCUGUUGGCAGGUCCGCCCAUCGACGCUUCCCUCAUGAAAGAUAUGUUAUGCCCCCGAAUCCGGAUGUAGCCGCUACAGCUGAUGCUGCUAGUGCGACGGCCACUGCACAUGGAAUUGAGGUAGCAGUUGAGUUUAAGCCGUUUGAACGCCCGAUCGAGCCUUUGGACAGUGAUCGGAUGAUCAGUGCCCCCCUACCUGAACCUUCAAUUCUAAACAAUGGAAGCAUCUGGAAGGAGCAAGUGUCGGCUAACGUAAGGAGAGUCGAGUUGCCGGUUAUAAAGGAUGGAGACACCCUUGAAUCCAAGGCUACCGGAAUGAAACCCCAACCCACUCAUCAAGCCGCUUGAUUUUACCAUCUGUAAGUGCCCCGGAGCGUAACUUAUUGAAUCUCCUCGAAGAAGGUAAUGCAUCCGGGAUCUAAAGCCUGGUGUCGAAUCUUGAUUACAAUUAAACUCGGAAUAAUUCGCAUAUAUAUACCUUUCAAGUACAGGACGAAAUAUUCAAUAUUCGCAUUAAUGUCAUUUGUUUUAACACCUUCGCUAUGGUCUUCAGUGCAUGGGUACUAUGACAUAAGUAGGUUACAUUCGGUACUGUUGUUACCGGCCGGCGAUGGAUGAUCGUUCUUGUUGACUGCUUUUCGGGUUCCCGAGAAAUUGCUUAUGUGUUUAGAUAUAGUUUUUUCUCAUCUUCGAAUAAGUACUCAUUUUAAUCGAUGUUUGGGUGCUGUAAUUUUACAACAUUUUAUGAUUCGGGAUUGAAUCCAAGACCUAAUGUCAACCAGAAUUAAAAUAAGAUUCUUUGUCAAUACAUUACAUUAGAAGAAAAUGAAUAAUUAUUGGACGGACUCUUAACGCCAAAUACAUACCGUA